GAUAAAAAUAUUUCGAAAGCAGGCCUGUGGCCCCCCCUGAGUAGCCCACUUGUCACAAGACAUGAGUGUUUUUAGGAAAUGUGUCUGAGGUAAGGUGAUGGUAACAAAUUUCGUGCAAUGCUUUUAAGUUAUUGUAUGGUUUUCGCAGGGUUUAUCGUCACCCUGGCGAAAACCGAAAUUGCAAAGCCAUGGUAUGAAACCCUACCAGCGGUAGCAAUGGAUUAUAAAGUUCACAUCGACCCGGGAAAAGAAGAUUGCUACUUUCAAUAUGUGAAUCCCGGUGCCACUUUCUACGUUAGCUUCCAGGUUCUUCGAGGAGGAGAUGGAAAAGCAGGCUUCGCCGUAAGAAACCCCACAGGAGAAAUAGUUCAUCCUUAUCAAUGGAAAGCCAAUGCGGAUUAUCAGGAUCAAUCAACAGCUGGUGGUUACUACAGUGUUUGCAUCGACAAUCAGUUCUCACGAUUUGCUGGCAAGCUCGUAAAUUUGUACAUCACCGUGAUUAGAUACGAUCAAUGGGAAAAGUUCACAAAGGAACUUGAAGAGAUGAAUCUGUCAGUGGAGAAUUUCACCAACACUAUCAUGAACGUAGAGAAGAACAUUAACGAAAUGUUGCAGACUCAGCAUAUAAGUCGAGGUCGUGAAGCAAGAGACUUGAAUUUACUAAUCGACAAUAACGCGUACGUUCAAAACUGGUCUGUCGCACAAUUGAUUGUAAUCACUGCAACUACAGUUUUACAGGUUUACUUUGUGAGAAAACUAUUCGAAGAAAGGCCCUCCGGAUAUUCGCGAGUGCGAAUAUAAUUUUCACGCGGAUUGUUUUAAUUUUGAGUCAUUUUCAAUGGACCAUUUUUUGUAUCACCUCAACGCCUUUACUAGGUUUUGUGAUAUGUUCUUUAUAUUUAAUGAGAUUAAAAAGAUCAAAGAGAUCAUGAAAUACUAAGGAAAGACUACUGGGUUUCCAAAAAUAUCAAUUUACAAUCGGGCAUCUAAAUUAAAAUUGCAGCCAAUACAAAAUGAGAAUUAAAACUUUAGACUAAAAAUUGCAGUUGAAAAGACAGUACAAGUUUCUUGAGUCUAAAACAAGUCCAGUAAUCUUUUUUUAAGUUGAUUGGGGUACUUAAUACAAUUUCGUUGACGAAUUAUUUGACUGAGUUCCAGCAUGAUUUGCGUAUCUCAUUCCAUUUUCUUUUAAGGCUGACUACACACACACACACAAUUUUGUCAAAUAUUCCUGCUUUUGUGCGAAUGGAGGUAUGAAACCUUUUUUCAUACAUUGAGUCUAUAUUUCUAGAAAGAGAAGUACAUAUAUAUUACGGAACAGCUUGGGUGUAUUUAUAAAUAAAGCGUGUUUAUACAAGGAAAAUAAUAAA
Messenger RNA from Belonocnema kinseyi, 1370 nucleotides. RefSeq names its product transmembrane emp24 domain-containing protein 5. NCBI's taxonomy places the organism in Eukaryota, Metazoa, Arthropoda, Insecta, Hymenoptera, Cynipidae. Gene Ontology annotation, cellular component: endoplasmic reticulum; COPII-coated ER to Golgi transport vesicle; endoplasmic reticulum-Golgi intermediate compartment. Gene Ontology annotation, biological process: intracellular protein transport; Golgi organization; endoplasmic reticulum to Golgi vesicle-mediated transport. The record is from RefSeq and is a predicted model, not a curated record. The coding region runs from base 118 to 801 and encodes 227 amino acids. The transcript has 4 exons.